CGACAAAGGUAAUUCUACGGAUCAAUUGCUUCUGUUUCAGACUUUCAGCUAGCUAGCCAUCUUUCGCUUCAACCUCGUGUUUCUUUUUCCAAAAACCUGAUCUGUGCAUUCGUCGGUUUCCACCUUGUGUUUAAACAUCGCGUCCCAUUUCCUGAAUCUAGGACGUUGUUCGUUUUCUGGUGCUAAUUUGGUACUUCCAAUCAGCAGUUAAUUGAAGGUUCCUGAGAAUUCAGAAAUGUUGCUGACUCCGUCAAAAGAGUCCAUCAGUCAAUGAUAGUACAAUGUCUAUCGUGCCUGUCUUCAUCUUUUCGAGUGGAAACUAUAAUGUGGUCGCAGACAUUGCGUGCACGUCGCGCCGUCGCGGGGACUGUGUGGAAAAUUCUUCCGUCCAGGAUACCAGUGCGAGAUGGCCUAAGCGACGACCUUGAGUCAUUCACUCUCUGGUGCUGGUACCUCUUUCUUGCGAAGCAAACACCUACAAGAAUUGCAAGUUUCUGCUGUCCACUCCCACAACGAAGCAGCUCUGCCUGUAGCUCUGUAUAGAUCCACUCCAGGACUGCUGCCGACGGCACGCCCAAAUCUUUCGAGGCUAUGCUUCUGUACGCCUUGUGCAAGUGACACUGAGGUCGUUGGUCCUGCAUGCACACAGCCCACUUAACCUCAAAUCUUCCCUUCGAUUUCUAGACCUUCCUCCUCCAUGCACGUAUUGCAUCUGUUCUGUUUCUUCCGGAUACUACGUCCAUGUUUGGCCGCGUUACCAAGAAGCAGCCAUGAUUCAGCCGACAAGCUCACUCUGCUGUCCUUCAAGUCCAUGCUUCUGGACCCAGCCGGCUCGCUUGCUUCAUGGAACUCAUCCAACCACCUCUGCAGUUGGAGGGGAGUUGUUUGCGGCCGUCGGCAUCCUGAAAGAGUCAUCGCGCUUCAGAUGAACUCGUUCAGCUUGGCAGGACGUAUCUCUCCAUUUGUGGGCAAUCUCACCUUCGUUAGGGAGCUCGACCUCAGCAACAACCAUCUUGACGGGAAGAUCCCUGAAGAGCUUGGCCAACUAAGGCGGCUCCAGGUUAUUAACCUCACCAGGAACUUCUUGGAGGGAAGCAUCCCGGCAGCUUUGGGAAGGUGCACUCAACUCUUGUAUCUUAACCUUGGGUUCAACCAUCUUCAAGGUGAGCUUCCAUCAGAAAUAGGAUCUUUGAAAAAUAUUGUCUUCUUGAACCUUGUCGCCAAUGGCCUGUCUGGACAGUUCCCACAAUUCAUAGCAAAUCUAUCAUCGAUCCAAGCCUUGGGUCUUGGAAACAACACGUUUUCGGGACCUUUUCCAUCAUUCCUUCACCAGCUACCCAAUCUGUCUCGAGUUUCCAUUGAGUUCAACAACUUGUCAGGAGUCAUCCCUCCUUCAUUUUGGAACAUUUCCACACUAAUAGGCUUUUCUGCAGCUGGAAAUGCCAUUUCUGGGACAAUACCUUCAAAUGCAUUCAAUAACUUUCCUCAUCUCCAAGUAUUCUAUAUGGAAAACAACCUGUUUCAUGGCCGUAUCCCUGCUUCAUUAGGUAACGCUUCUCAUCUUUCGAGAAUCCAGCUUCAUACUAACUUCUUUAGUGGCAGUGUUCCCCCUGAGGUUGGGAAAUUAAAAGAUCUUCAAUUUCUUAAGCUCGCUGAUAAUUUCCUAGAAGCUAAUGAAACUAUAGGUUGGGAAUUUGUAAAUGCCUUGACUAAUUGCACCCAGUUACAGAUGUUAGAAUUGGCUUUUAAUAGGUUUGGUGGAGUGCUUCCUGGUUCGUUUUCAAAUCUGUCUACUUCGCUAUUCUAUCUUAUCCUUGAAAACAACACAAUUUCUGGGACCAUACCUGAGGGGAUCGGCAAUCUUAUCAACUUACAAGGACUUGACCUGAGCAAUAACCAUUUCACUGGAGCUCUGCCAUCGUCCCUGGGCAUGCUUCAAAGUUUGAAUGGUUUCUCUGUGGCAAAUAACAAGUUAAAUGGUUCAAUUCCAUUGUCCAUAGGUAAUCUCACACAGCUAAAUUAUUUGAUCUUCCUAUCAAAUGAAUUCGGCGGUACAAUACCCAGAGCUCUUGGAAAUCUGACGAAUUUGUUGGAACUGCUUCUUGCUUAUAACAACUUCGUAGGAUCAAUUCCAAUCGAAAUAUUUAACAUCCACACACUCACUAUAGCUUUGGAUUUAUCCCAUAACAAACUGGAGGGAUCAAUACAAACAGAAAUUAGAAAUCUGAAAAAUCUUGUAGAAUUGCAUUUAGAGUCUAAUAUGUUGUCAGGAGAGAUCCCAUCCAGCUUAGGUGAAUGCCAGCUUCUCCAAAAUCUCUAUCUAGCAAAUAAUUUAUUCACAGGUAGUAUUCCAUUAGCAUUGGAGGAAAUGAAAGGUCUGGAAAUUCUUGACCUAUCACGGAACAACUUUUCAGGUCAAAUUCCUGAAUUCUUGGAGAAUCUAAGCUCGCUCAGUCACCUAAAUCUUUCCUUCAAUAACUUUUCUGGUGAAGUACCAACUUCUGGUGUUUUUGCAAAUGCUACUAAAAUUUCAAUCCAAGGCAAUGAUGAACUCUGUGGUGGCAUAUAUUAUCUUCAUUUGCCUACAUGUUCUUCUGAAUCAUCAAAGAGAAGGCACUCAUCCCCUGUUAUUCUGGUUGUUAUUCCUCUUGCUGCAACAUUAGGAGUCCUUUUGUUGGUCUACCUUUUCCUUACUUGCCAUAAGAAAAAAUCAUCUGAAAAUCGUUCCACAGAGUCCAUGGAAGGCCAUCCAUUAAUCUCUUAUUCCCAGUUGGUAAAAGCAACAGAAGGUUUCUCAACGACCAACUUGCUAGGGACGGGAACGUUUGGGUCUGUGUUCAGAGGAACGCUAUGUUGCAGAAAUUAUGAAAAUCUUGUGGCUGUAAAAGUACUCAAACUUCAAACGCCUGGCGCGCACAAAAGUUUUGAAGCUGAAUGUGAAGCUAUGAGAAACUUGCGACACCGAAACCUUGUGAAGAUAAUCACAUCCUGCUCAAGCAUCGACUCCAAAGGGGAUGAUUUCAAAGCCAUUGUAUUUGACUUCAUGCCAAAUGGUAGCCUAGAACAUUGGUUACAUCCAGGUGCAAGCAACCAGCUAGAGCAGAGGUGCUUAAACCUCCAUCAAACAGUGAGCAUUAUUUUUGAUGUGGCUUAUGCAUUGGAUUAUCUUCACUGGCACGGUGUUGCGCCAAUUGUGCAUUGUGAUCUUAAGCCAAGUAAUGUACUUUUGGACGCUGAUAUGGUAGCCCAUGUUGGAGAUUUUGGACUUGCCAAGAUUCUUGCCGAGGAAUCCUCUUCUUUCCAGCCCUCGACGAGCUCCAUGGGAUUUAGAGGGACAAUUGGAUAUGCUCCUCCAGAAUAUGGUGCUGGAAAUAUUAUUUCAACCCAUGGAGACAUCUAUAGUUAUGGAAUUAUUAUCCUUGAGAUGGUAACUGGGAGGAGGCCCACGGAUAACACAUUCGGGCAUGGAUUGAGCCUUCGAAAAUAUGUUGAGAUGGCAAUUAACAACCGAGUUAUGGACAUUGUCAACAUAGAGUUGGUGACAGAACUUGAAAAUGAGAAUGCAAGAGUGGAUGGUGCACCAAAUAGAAAAAUGCUGCACUCCCUAAUUUCAUUACUUAAACUUGGAGUGUUAUGCUCCGAGGAAACACCAUCGAGUAGGAUGUCAACCAAAGAUAUCAUCAAAGAACUGCAUGCAAUCAGAAAGGCCCUCACUUAAGGCCUAUCAAAAGAGAAUGGAGGGAGUAGAAAGCAUGGCAAAUACUCUUCGCUGGAUUCUUAAGAGAGUGUAGUACUUGUGAAUUGUGAUGUCGUAUGAUGUAUCUCUUGAAAUGUAGAGAACCAUCCCUUGAUGCAUGGGUUUCAAUUAAAGAUUUAAAUGCAUAUAUAAAGCAGCCCAAAAUUUGCAGGC
This is a messenger RNA of Setaria italica (foxtail millet), 3910 nucleotides long. RefSeq names its product receptor kinase-like protein Xa21. Gene Ontology annotation, molecular function: ATP binding; protein kinase activity; protein binding. NCBI's taxonomy places the organism in Eukaryota, Viridiplantae, Streptophyta, Magnoliopsida, Poales, Poaceae. The record is from RefSeq and is a predicted model, not a curated record. The transcript is spliced from 2 exons. Bases 698 to 3718 code for a protein of 1006 amino acids. Gene Ontology annotation, biological process: protein phosphorylation.